AAGAUGAAAAAUCUAUAUUGGUGUUGGGUGGCAAUCUUUAAUAAAUUUGCAAUGGAGGAACAAGAAUGCAGCAAAACGCGCGAUCGCCACUCUCACGAUGCUUUUCUCCGGUGCGCCGCCGUAGUCCUCCCAUACCUUAACUCCGAUGAACUAGCCUCUGUUGCCUCAACCUGCAAAGCCUUGCAUCUAAUCUCCAAACCCAUAACCUCUCGAAGAACCUCCGACGCUUCCAGAGGGUUGGAGAACCUCCCAAUACCAUUCUUCAACCCCAUCGCCGGCGACUCACAGCCCUACCCCUACUUCUUCUACACCCCCACACAGACCCUCCUGGUAAGACCCGAAUUUCGCCAGCCCUGGGGCUCCGGCGACGAUGCCCGGAUGUGCACUGAAGAGGGUCGGCCAGACCCGUUUCUGUUCCGGGUCGAGAGUGCCAGCGGGUGCGAGUGCGCAAGGUGUAUUGGCGAUUGUUGUCCGUGCUUGGAAGCCGGCGACAUUUUGCUGACCCGAGAAUGUGGGCCUAGCUGCAAGUGUGACCCGGCGUGCGGGAAUCGGGUGACUCAAGGAGGGGUCAGGGUCAGGUUGAAGAUAGUAAAAGAUGAGAGGAAAGGUUGGGGCUUGUAUGCGGCUGAGAUGAUUCCUAGCGGGCAGUUCGUCUGCGAGUAUGCAGGUGAGCUUUUGUCCACCAAAGAAGCAAGACAAAGGCAGCAAACAUAUGACAAAAACGCAUCAAUGGGGUGCUUAACUCCUGCUCUUUUGGUUGUAAAGGAGCAUCUUCCAUCGGGGAACACAUGCAUGAGGAUCAACAUCGAUGGCACAAGAAUUGGGAACAUUGCACGGUUCAUUAAUCAUUCUUGUGAUGGUGGUAAUCUUGAUACGGUGAUAGUGAGAAGUUCUGGAGCUUUGCUGCCCCGCAUUUGCUUCUUCACGUCUAGAGAUGUUCAAGAAAAUGAAGAGCUUACUUUUAGCUACGGGGACGUUAGGCUCAAGCUGGAUGGCCAGCCAUGUUUUUGUGGUAGUUCUUCUUGUGCUGGCAUCCUGCCUUCGGAACAUACAUGAUGUGCAGGUAACAAAUGCAAUCAGAUAUGUGUGGUUUAUGGAAGUUGGUUUAACUUUGUUUCACUUGCCCUAUGUUGUUAUGCGGAAUAGAUCAAUGUGUAGGAGAACAAUUUUACUUAGAAAGGAAAAUUUUAGUGAAGUUAAAGACAAUGAAAUAGUUAAUUUUUUCAGGACAAUAUCUUGCCUGUACUCCUAUGAUAUUGUCAUAAACAUUUCUCUCCCUACUUUAGGAAGAAAGCUAUGAGGUACAGCCUGGGAAGAUCGAA
Sesamum indicum (sesame) is the source of this 1322-nucleotide messenger RNA. Lineage: Eukaryota; Viridiplantae; Streptophyta; Magnoliopsida; Lamiales; Pedaliaceae. The record is from RefSeq and is a predicted model, not a curated record.